UAGCCGUUUCGUUCUUUAAUUUGAGCUCAGCAGCCGCGAGGUUCGUUGUUUAAAGCUGGGAAACUGUUGUUGCUUUCCAACGUAAGGAAAGGGAUCAACACGAAUUUCAAAAUCUGGCAACAUCCACCUUUCUCUAGGCUGGAUUUUAAACCGUGAAACUUCGAAGUUUUUCUUUUAGAUUUUAUUUUUGUUUAGAAAACCUAAAAUAUGGGAGCUCAGUUGUCCAAGGGUGGAGUAGCUGUUGAGGCGAAAGCCGACGCCGACCCGGCUGUCGCUAAAACAAAUGGCCAGGAGAACGGCCAUGUUAAAACCAAUGGAGAUGUCUCUGCCAAGCCCGAUGGGGAUGCUGCCGCCGUAGACGGGAAUGGCCCAGCCGAGCCAGCCAAAGAGGGUGAGAUUGGUGCUGGCGACGCCAUCGAGGCUGCCCCUGCUGCUGAAGGAGAUGCGGUCAAGGCCGAAGGGGAGGCCGCCAAGGAUGCCAAGAAAAAGAAGAAAUUCUCCCUGAAGAACUCCUUCAAGUUCAAGGGUAUCUCGCUGAAGAAGACCAAGAAGAACAGUGAGGAGGGCAAGGAGGCUGCCGCCUCCCCCACGGCGGAGGACAAGCCAGAAGAGAAUGGCCACGCAGCCAAGGAGACCAAAGAGGAGACGCUGGCCGCCGAGGCUGUGGCAGAGGCCAAGGAGGAGGCCACUCCAGCCCCAGAAAGCGAGGCCGCAGCAGAGGAGGCCCCUCCCUCUGAGGCCACCACCGCAGAGGUCACGACACCCGCAGCAUCCGAGGCCGAGCCCAAGGCAGAGUGACCGCGCCCACCACGGCUACUUGAACGUUUCCCCCCAGAUUAAAGUAUAUAUAUAUAUAUAUAUGACUCGUGCCACGUUCUUAACUUUAUAAACAAAACUACAAACGAAGACAAAUGAAGAAGGAUAUAUCACGUUUGCUCAUUCAGCCACCAGUUCACUGCCUUUAUCAUUUCUCUACUGAUGGAAUCUCACCGGCCCUCUCAUGAUGAAACUGUUGGCUUACGGUGCCCCCUCAUGGUACUUACUGGAACUGGUGUGUGGGGGAAGGUAUUGGAUGUAGAACGAAUCUGGAAUACUGACUUAUUUUCCCAAUUCAUGGAGACAUCCUUUUAACAGCGUGGCAGCCCUAUAACAUUUUAAUUUUUAAUAUAUCUUGGGAUCUAAUAAUCGACAACGGUUAUGGAGCAGUGCAGACCAUCUCCAUCACUCAAAAAUGACUGUUAUAUGGACAAACCUUUCAAAUGGUCAUAUUAACUUCUAGAAUUCUACAUUCCUAUGUUUUACCCCCAAAUUUCAAGUAUUUUGUGCUGUAUAGAAAAACUAAAUUAAAGCAGGGGAGGUGGAAAAGGCGAUGUCUUUGUUUGUGCAUUUUGAUUAUUUUCUGGCUAAAACCACAUUUGAGCUUUCUGAGUCUUGCAGUGUUCACAUUUCAGAGUUUAUGAUGCAGGGGUUGUGGGGUCGUACAAAAAUCUGCUUUUUAUAUGCAAUUUGUCUCUGUAAAUAUUUUUGGUUAUUUUAUUUUGCUAUCGUUUAAAGAUGUUAAUGGUUUUAUUGUAACUUUUAAUAAGGGUAAAUAAAUGUUUGAUCCCCUCUGA
Molecule: messenger RNA, 1613 nt
Organism: Coregonus clupeaformis (lake whitefish)
Lineage: Eukaryota; Metazoa; Chordata; Actinopteri; Salmoniformes; Salmonidae
Product: MARCKS-related protein 1-A
Exons: 2
Coding region: 208-798 (196 amino acids)
Biological process (GO): central nervous system development; actin filament organization
Cellular component (GO): cytoplasm; plasma membrane
Molecular function (GO): calmodulin binding; actin filament binding
Source: RefSeq, a predicted model, not a curated record